GCGCACCCUAACCGGAAGUCAGGAGGCGCGGCCAGCCAGCUAACAUGGCGGCGGGCUCCGCGUCCUCCUUGGGUGGCGGCGCGUGGCCCGGCUCCGAGGCCGGGGACUUCUUGGCCCGCUAUCGGCAGGUGUCCCACAAGCUCAAGAAGCGAUUCCUGCGGAAGCCGAACGUGGCCGAGGCCGGGGAGCAGUUCGCGCAGCUGGCCCGUGAGCUGCGCGCCCAGGAGUGCCUGCCCUACGCCGCUUGGUGCCAGCUGGCCGUGGCGCGCUGCCACCAGGCGCUCUUCCACGGGCCCGGGGAGACGCUGGCCCUCACCGAGGCCGCCCGACUCUUCCUUCGGCAGGAGUGCGAAGCCCGCCAGCGCCUCGGCUGUCCGGACGCCUGUGGCGAGCCUCUGCAGGCGGCCGCCAGCGCCCUGGGCGCCGCCGUGCGCCUUCACCUCGAGCUGGGCCAGCCGGCCGCCGCCGCCGCCCUGUGCCUCGAGCUGGCUGCCGCCCUUCGCGCCCUGGGCCAGCCGGCCGCCGCCGCCGGUCACUUUCAGCGCGCUGCCCAGCUGCACCUGCCCCUGAUGCCGCUGGCCGCGCUGCAGGCGCUCGGCGACGCCGCCUCCUGCCAGCUGCUGGCGCGCGACUACACCGGCGCCCUGGCGCUCUUUACACGCAUGCAACGUCUGGCACGGGAGCAUGGCGGCCACCCGGUGCAGCACCCCGAGCCUCCUGGGCCCCAACCGCCCCCGUCGGGACCCCAGCCGAGACCUGGCUCGGCCCCGACCCUGCCCCUCCCGCUGCUCCCGGACCAAGCCCCAGGCUCUGCUGCGCCCUCUCCCCGCACACUGGGUGCCUUCGCAGACAUCCUUGUCAGGUGCGAGGUGUCCCGCGUGCUGCUGCUGCUGCUCCUGCAACCACCGCCCGCCAAGCUGCUGCCCGAGCAUGCCCAGACUCUGGAGAAGUACUCCUGGGAGGCUUUCGACAGCCACGGCCAGGAUAGCAGCGGCCACCUUCCCGAGGAACUGUUUCUGCUAUUGCAGUCCCUGGUCAUGGCUGCCCACGAAAAGGACAUAGAAGGCAUCAAGAAGCUGCAGGUGGAGAUGUGGCCGCUGCUGACUGCUGAGCAGAACCACCUCCUUCACCUUGUUCUGCAGGAAGCCGUCUCUCCCUCCGGCCAGGGGGUCUGAAAAGUCACCUGAACCAAACAACCUUUCCUCCUGGUACCAACUUGUUUCAUCUUUGGGGACAGGUGAUGGAAGAUCUUGUGAUCUUGCUUCUGUGUUUUUCUCGAUUCUAUUGCCACCGUGGUAGUUUAGCUGUGCUUGCCUAACUUGUUACAUAAAUUAGUGCCCGCCAGGUCCAUGCAUACUGCCUCAAACGAGGUAAAUUCAUCCCAUCCUUAAGGCUGCACGAGACUGCACUGUGUAAUAAUCUGCUUUCUUUAUGCGCUGGUCAGUUGCUGGAUAAAGUGUUGAUUCAUUUUCCUGGUUGUUCUAAGUACAGAGACAAUAAACAUGGGAGGACAGGUGUUAAAAACAACAACAAAAACAAGAGUCUGAUAUGGGGUAAAGACCUAGAAGAUCGGAGAACCAGGAGCAGCCGCCAGUUGCUUCCUUCCUUUCUCGGUCCUCAGUUGGAAAGGGCUGAUGUCCCAUCUCCACAGUGCUGGGAUUAAAGGCCUGUGCCACCACUUCCCGGCUUCAGUGGUUAACUAGUGGCUAGCUCCGCCCUCUGAUCUUGUCAGAACACAAACAAAAUAUCACACAAUCAAAAUGGACUCUGAUUGUAUGUCCCUACCGAACCGCACACCUAAGAUCCAAAUGUGGCUGGGUAUGUUAUUAUUUGCCUUUAAUCCUAGCACUGGAGAGGCAGCAAGGAGUACCUUUACUGUGAGGCUAACCUGAUCUACAUAAGGAGUUCCAAGCAAGCCUGAACUACAUAGGGAGACCCUCUCUCAAAAACAAAGUAAAUUGCAUGUGUAUUUUCACCAAAACACCUUUUGCUUCGAGACAGCAUCUUACCGUGUGAUUUAGGCUGUGUCGGAAUUCACUGUGUAUCCAGGCCGAUCUCAAACUCAAGAUCCUACUGCUCACACCUCCAGAGGACUAGGAAUGCAGCCGUGUGCUAGCAUGCACAGCCUUGCGGUUUACCACAACUUUGGCUACAUAGUGAGACACUGUUUCAAAAUAUAUACGCUAUUUAUUUAUUUAUUUAUUUAUUUAUUUAUUUAUUUAUUUAUUGGUAGUGUGUGUGUGCACGCACACAUGCACACACUCAUGCCAUGGUGCCUGCCUGAAAGUCAGCGGACCACUUACCAGAGUCGCUUCUCUCCUUCCACUGCAUGAGGCCUGGACAUCAAACUUAGAUAAUCAGGCUACAAAGCCAGCUCAGAGUUUACCAUAACCUUGAUAAAAGUACCUGGGCCUGGUAUUGGGAUGUAUUUGGCACAAGGCUUGUAUUAGGCACCAUUCCUAGCAACCAGAAAAACAAAACAAACAAAACAAAUGACAACAAAGCAGGUGUAGGGACACAUACCUGCAGUCCCAGCACUCAGUAGCUCAAAGGACCAUAAACUCUGCACACAAAGGUUGAGGCUGCAGAGGGCCGCAUUUCAAAGAGAAAGGGCAUGGGUGGAAGGGGGAGUUUCUGGGCAAUAAGUCUUCCAGACCUUUUAGGGUUAGUCCCAAGAGGACUCAGUGGCAGGAUGACCAUCUGUGGGCUGUUUCCUCAGUAGUAAAUGAUGGGACAGUCACUGUGGUCCAGCUGGCAGAAUGAACAGAGAGCUCCCUGGUGAGUUUUCUUGGAGAGGGGUUACCAGGGCCCACUGGCUUGUGUCUGCUUUUUUGGGUCUCAGCAUCUGUGAGAGAUUUUCUGGUUAUCAGUUUUUGGGACAGCAGGUGGCGAUGUUUAGCAAAGUUGGGCACUGACCAGAAACCUGAAACUUUGAACUUGAGAAUUGGUGACCUAUAUCCUAGUAACCACCUUCAUGACCACAGCCAAAUACGGUUUGGGACAUUGUUGAAGACCAGCCUCAAUAUAACUCAUACUUUCUAAAAUAGGAGCGAGAGGAUUAGUAUUAUUAAGCAAAAGGAACAGACGUGAGAGAAAUAAAAGAAACACAGAAGCAUCGGGAGUGACGCUCAGUGAGCACUGAAUCCUGAACCCUUUCUGUAUUUCCCACAUGCUCAUAUGCUUCAUUCCAAAAGGGGAGAGGGGAGGCAACAGACCUCAUUAACAUGAUGUAAGGGAUAGACUUGAGUUUUCUGACCUUUAUAAAGUCCAAGGAGUGGAUCCAUCUCCACACCCCAAAUACUAAUUGACCACACCCUAGGUCAGGAUCUCCUGUUUGUAGCCACACCUGUUGACAACAGCUUUGAAAGCAAAAAUAAACUCGCUGACCUCCAGUCAAGGUAGAACAGGCUCACACCUGUGGAUCCCCACAAGACUAGGACUUUUCUUCCUAUUUAAGUUUUUGGGAGCUCCUCGGUGGUCCCAGGAAGGAAGGCAGA
This is a messenger RNA of Chionomys nivalis (European snow vole), 3497 nucleotides long. Its product is annotated as 40-kDa huntingtin-associated protein. Gene Ontology annotation, cellular component: early endosome. The transcript has a single exon. Gene Ontology annotation, biological process: vesicle cytoskeletal trafficking. Bases 45 to 1175 code for a protein of 376 amino acids. The record is from RefSeq and is a predicted model, not a curated record. Lineage: Eukaryota; Metazoa; Chordata; Mammalia; Rodentia; Cricetidae. Gene Ontology annotation, molecular function: protein binding.